Molecule: messenger RNA, 293 nt
Organism: Paraglomus occultum
Lineage: Eukaryota; Fungi; Glomeromycota; Glomeromycetes; Paraglomerales; Paraglomeraceae
Source: the annotation of a GenBank genome assembly
AUGGAAAAUGUGAGAAAAUAUCAGGAUGUUAAAAUUAUAUCUUUGAAUGGAGAUGAUGAUGAGAAGAAGUUUCGGAAGAAAAUCCGCAAACCAUCAUUCAAAUAUGCCAGACAGUUUUCAGAUACUCUUAUUGGCGCACACAUGGGUAAGGCUGACGUAAUUCUUAAUAAACCGAUUAUUGUCGGUGCGUCCGUUUUAGGUCUCAGUAAACUCCAUAUGUAUAGAUUCUGGUACGAUUAUGUAAAGGAUAAAUAUGGCAAUAAUGCCAAGCUUGGAUAUAUGGAUACUGAUUC